GUUUAGCAGCGGGGCCGCGCGCGGAGCCGCUGCUCCACAUUCCGUGUUAUGUAGCGUCUCCACGGGCAGCACUGCCCGCCAUGGCCACCGGGAAGCGACUCUCACGGGUGUUCUGGAGCGACAGAGAGCGCUGCCUGCUCUGAGCGGCUGCCGCCUCUUUACCCCAGCGGAGGAGGACUUUGUCUGUCUAUGCGUGCGUGGCGGCUCGGUGUUGUUGUUACGUCUGGCGGCUCGCGGCUCAACAUUGUGUGCUUCGACAUCGACGCUGAGCUAGCGGCGGCCGCUAGCUUGGCCGGCGGGUUCCGCGGCGGGGGCGCCGGGGCAGGUGCGUGUGGGUGAUGUUGUCCGUGCUCUCGUACGGUCGACUGGUAGCCAGAGCUGUCAUCGGCGGACUCUCUCAGACGGACAGCCGCGACUACAGCCUGGUGACAGCGAGCUGCGGCUUCGGGAAGGACUUCCGCAAAGGCAUCCUGAAGAAAGGCAUGUGCUACGGGGACGACGCGUGCUUCAUCGCCCGGCACAGAUCGGCAGACGUUCUGGGCGUGGCGGAUGGCGUCGGUGGUUGGAGGGACUACGGCGUGGACCCGUCCCAGUUCUCGGGCACGCUGAUGAAGACGUGCGAGCGGCUGGUGAAGGAGGGGCGCUUCGUGCCCAGCAACCCGGUGGGGGUCCUGACGACCAGCUACUACGAGCUGCUGCAGAACAAAGUGCCGCUGCUGGGUAGCAGCACGGCCUGCAUCGUGGUGUUGGACCGGCAGAGUCACCGGCUGCACACGGCUAACCUGGGAGACUCUGGGUUCCUGGUGGUGCGGGGAGGGGAGGUGGUCCACCGCUCGGACGAGCAGCAGCACUACUUCAACACGCCUUUCCAGCUGUCCAUCGCCCCCCCGGGCGCCGAGGGGGCCGUCCUCAGCGACAGCCCCGACGCCGCCGACAGCUCCUCCUUCGACGUGCAGCUGGGCGACAUCAUCCUCACGGCCACCGACGGGCUCUUCGACAACAUGCCGGACUACAUGAUCCUGCAAGAGCUGAAGAAGCUCAAGAACACCAACUAUGAGAGCAUCCAGCAGACGGCUCGGAGCAUCGCCGAGCAGGCCCACGUGCUGGCGUACGACCCCAACUACAUGUCGCCUUUCGCACAGUUUGCCUGUGACAAUGGUCUGAAUGUACGAGGAGGAAAGCCAGACGACAUCACAGUACUGCUGUCCAUCGUGGCGGAAUACACCGACUAGUUUCCCUGGAGGAGCGGGACGGACGGCUGGGACUCCUGCUGGCCAGGAUGUAGGACUUCUGUCUGACGCUCAGCGGGCCGCGGCCUCUAUCCUCCCGAGUAAUGUUCAAAACAAAUCCUCCACGCCCACUCCUCCUCCACUGUGGCCAGAAUAACGACACGGUCUGGCCGGGCUGCAGUGUUCCAGUGCUCACUGGGUAAUCCCAUCGCCCGGGAUCAUCGGGCACGUCGGGGACAGAGGAUCCAGCCUGAAGAGGAUAAGUCGUCUUUUUGGGACGGGGAGGAAGUGGAGCUGGAGAGACUGGAGGCGGUCGGAGCCAGACUGUAGGUGUGAGGAGCGUGGAAGUGGCCCCCCGCUGAGCUGCUGGAAGGGAACGAUGCGGCCGCCUGCCAGCGGCAUCAAGAAGGGAAGUGCAGAGGAAACGGCAGCAUUAGGGCUCAAUAAAAGAGCUGCCUCGCGCAAGCAGAUGUUCUCAUUGACAAGGUGUUCGAAAGCCUUUCAGAAGGAGCCUGGAACUGUGUGUGUGUGUGUGUGUGUGUGUGAGUGUGGGUACAAGGGGCGUGUCAGCUCGGAGGAAACGACUGGUGUGUUGCUCUGGGAUGUGUUUGUAGAUGUUUGCAGAAAAGAAAAGAGUGAAUGGGACGGAGGUGUAACGGAUGGCAGUUGAAGUUUAGAUCAGUGUGCACGUGAACCACAGAUCAGUUAAAAUAUCGACUGCUUAGGGUGAAUCUUUUCAACCGAUUUGGCCAAACUCUGUGCUUUUCACCUCUCUUAAAGAUAAGUGUCCCAAAAAUUGAAACCAGUGUGAUUUUUAUGUCCUGAUUUAAAAAAACAAAAACAAAACAAGACGUGAUCUGUGAGGAAACCCACAACACGAUCCAAACUGAGCUCUGUGAUCCGUUACACCUCCAGUAUGAGAUAUUUUUAUGUCCGACUUGUUAUCUAGGGCGGAUCGAUCUAAUAAGAUCUGAUGAAGAAGAGCGGCAGCUGCCUUUUUCCAUGCCAGUGCAAUUCAAGUCUUGCACAUAUUUUGUUACUUAAUGGAAAGAGUAUUUUGUAGUUCAGAAGCCUCUCGAGUUGUGUAUAAUGUGUUGAACCGAUGCCCUCCCUUUAAUCUAGUAGCUGCUGCUCAAGUCUUGACUGUGAGUGUGAGUGUGUGUGUGUGUGAGUGAUGAUGAAUGUGUCGGUCGAUCAUGUGUUAUUUUUAGCGUCUUUGAAAAGGAUGUGAAGGUAACAGACUUCUCCAUAUCCACUGGACUGACUUGGUCUGGCGGCCUUAAAACGCACAAAGCUUGAAGCAGCAUAUCUGAAAAAGCUCGACACACCAGUAGGGAGUUGGUCAGGUGACCAAAUGUAUUUUUGUAAUUUCUGUGUUCGGUGGGAUUGUUCAUGGUGUCACAGUAGCUUGACAAACUGUUCAUAAUAGGCAUUUUGCUUUUCUUUUUGCUCUUUUUUUCCUUUUCCUCCUCCCUCCUGCUGUAGACCUCCACUGGCACAUACAGUACAGAUUGUCAGGUAACUUGAUGGUCUUUGUCUCCAUUACGUCACAACAGACUCGCUCUGUUUUUUCCACAGUUAGAAAAUGUUUCUCGGCCAAAUCCGGAUUUUCUGUGGUGGUUUUCAUGAUGUGCCUUGUAUCGGGCGUCGCUGAUACUGGCAAACAUGUCCGCAGUUCCUUAAACCCAUUGGAGCUUUCCCAACUCCUGUCUUAACAUCUGCAGUCUGUGGAAUUUAGUGGUCUUCUAGAAUCUGCUCCUGAGCAGAGGAACGACGACGAAGCCGUCCCACACUUUCAGAACCCCUCCCGGUGGAUUUUCAGAUCUUUGUUUACAAUCUGCAGCACUCUUCUACACGGACUCUUUCCCUGCUUCGUCUCACCAGUUCACACCAACUUCUGCUACGUCGGGCUUCAAAUCUGAGGACGACUGGAUUCAGGCCAUGCAAAGGUCGAAAUAUGAUUUUUUUUUUUUUUUUUUUUUUUUUUUUUUUUUUUUGUGUUUCAACACUGGGGACAAUCUAAGCAGCCUUAAUGAAAUUUUUAAUAAAAUUGCAAAGCUCUCCUCCCAGUCCACCCCGCGGCUCCUGCUUCCUGACGAGCACUGGCCCAGACAGACGUCUGAACCAGAGCCUGUCUCUCUCGCUCUCAUGUGUAUUAUAAUUAUAUCUUGGGUGUACAGUUCAAUGCAGAUCUGAGCUCUGUGACAAUUUUCAAAUCUGUACAAUAUUUAAAUAAAGACUAUAGUAUUUAUUAUC
Salarias fasciatus (jewelled blenny) is the source of this 3485-nucleotide messenger RNA. It is a transcript of the gene pptc7a, whose product is annotated as protein phosphatase targeting COQ7 a. Gene Ontology annotation, cellular component: mitochondrion. The transcript has 6 exons. Gene Ontology annotation, molecular function: protein serine/threonine phosphatase activity. Bases 339 to 1232 code for a protein of 297 amino acids. Lineage: Eukaryota; Metazoa; Chordata; Actinopteri; Blenniiformes; Blenniidae. Gene Ontology annotation, biological process: protein dephosphorylation. The record is from RefSeq and is a predicted model, not a curated record.